CGGCGGCGGCGGCGGCGGCGGCGGCGGCGGCGGCGGCGGCAGCGCAGGCCUCGCGUGGUAACGGCCAUCCCGGCGGCCGCCCCGGCGUCCUGGGCGCCUUCCUCCGGUGGACGCGAGCCGCCCCGGGGGGGCUGGGCUCGGCGGCGGCGGGAAGGGCUGAAAGAUGGCGGAGGAAGUGGUGGUGGUAGCCAAAUUUGAUUAUGUGGCCCAACAAGAACAAGAGCUGGAUAUCAAGAAGAAUGAGAGAUUAUGGCUUCUGGAUGAUUCUAAGUCCUGGUGGAGAGUUCGAAAUUCAAUGAAUAAAACCGGUUUUGUCCCUUCUAACUAUGUGGAAAGGAAGAACAGUGCUCGGAAAGCAUCUAUUGUAAAAAACCUGAAGGAUACCUUGGGCAUUGGGAAAGUGAAAAGAAAACCCAGUGUUCCCGACACCGCAUCUCCUGCCGACGAUAGCUUUGUGGACCCAGGGGAGCGUCUGUAUGACCUCAACAUGCCUGCCUAUGUGAAAUUCAACUACAUGGCCGAGAGGGAGGACGAGCUGUCACUGAUAAAGGGCACCAAGGUGAUCGUCAUGGAGAAGUGCAGUGAUGGCUGGUGGCGGGGCAGCUACAAUGGACAAAUCGGAUGGUUCCCUUCCAACUACGUGACUGAAGAAGGCGACAGUCCUCUGGGCGACCAUGUGGGCUCUCUGUCAGAGAAAUUAGCGGCGGUGGUCAAUAACCUAAAUACCGGGCAGGUGUUGCAUGUGGUCCAGGCGCUUUACCCGUUCAGCUCAUCCAACGAUGAAGAACUCAAUUUUGAGAAAGGCGAUGUGAUGGAUGUUAUCGAAAAGCCGGAAAACGACCCCGAGUGGUGGAAAUGCAGGAAGAUGAAUGGAAUGGUUGGUCUGGUGCCAAAGAACUAUGUGACUGUCAUGCAGAAUAAUCCCUUAACCUCAGGCCUAGAGCCAUCGCCCCCUCAGUGUGACUACAUUAGGCCUUCCCUCACUGGGAAGUUUGCUGGCAAUCCUUGGUAUUAUGGCAAAGUCACCAGGCAUCAAGCAGAAAUGGCAUUAAAUGAAAGAGGGCACGAAGGAGACUUCCUCAUUCGCGACAGUGAAUCUUCGCCAAAUGAUUUCUCAGUAUCACUAAAAGCACAAGGGAAAAACAAGCAUUUUAAAGUGCAGCUGAAAGAGACUGUCUACUGCAUUGGGCAGCGUAAAUUCAGCACCAUGGAAGAACUUGUAGAACAUUACAAAAAGGCGCCAAUUUUUACGAGCGAACAAGGGGAAAAAUUAUAUCUUGUCAAGCAUUUAUCAUGAUAGUGCUCAUCAGAAGUGACUGCUGUACAGCUUUCUCGUCGUAAAAUUGAAGAUGAGGAAAAUAGUAAUCCAGUCUGCUUGAUUGGAUAUUACUGUUUCUAACUCUGUAUGAGAAUUGACUAUAAUAUAUAAGUAUUUUUAUUAUAACCCAACCCAGACAUACAUACUAUACAUUUGCAAUGCAUUUGCAUAGAACAAGUCCUUAUCUUAGGUCUUCUAUUUUACUGUUUUCUUCUUGCAGUUUUUGUCUUUGCUUCUAAUAUUAAGGUUUUGUAUUUUG
Perognathus longimembris pacificus (Pacific pocket mouse) is the source of this 1577-nucleotide messenger RNA. RefSeq names its product NCK adaptor protein 1 (gene Nck1). Gene Ontology annotation, molecular function: ephrin receptor binding. The record is from RefSeq and is a predicted model, not a curated record. The transcript is spliced from 4 exons. The coding region runs from base 164 to 1297 and encodes 377 amino acids. Gene Ontology annotation, biological process: negative regulation of endoplasmic reticulum stress-induced eIF2 alpha phosphorylation; negative regulation of PERK-mediated unfolded protein response; positive regulation of translation in response to endoplasmic reticulum stress. NCBI's taxonomy places the organism in Eukaryota, Metazoa, Chordata, Mammalia, Rodentia, Heteromyidae.